AUGGUAUUAGAUUAUGAUAGUGAUCUUCCAAAAAUAAUUAUCAUUUCUGAAAGUGAUAGUGAUGAUGAGUUGCCAGAAGUUAAAACACUUCUUUCGAAUAUUUUUAAGAAACAAAAACUACCAGAUAAAAAGGCCGAAAAGAAACCUGUUACUGAAAAUGAUGAAUUUAUAUUCAUAACAAAUGAUAAAAA
Messenger RNA from Racocetra persica, 191 nucleotides. NCBI's taxonomy places the organism in Eukaryota, Fungi, Glomeromycota, Glomeromycetes, Diversisporales, Gigasporaceae. The record is from the annotation of a GenBank genome assembly.